This is a messenger RNA of Nasonia vitripennis (jewel wasp), 1188 nucleotides long. RefSeq names its product odorant receptor 134 (gene Or134). Gene Ontology annotation, molecular function: odorant binding; olfactory receptor activity. Bases 1 to 1188 code for a protein of 395 amino acids. Gene Ontology annotation, biological process: detection of chemical stimulus involved in sensory perception of smell; sensory perception of smell. Lineage: Eukaryota; Metazoa; Arthropoda; Insecta; Hymenoptera; Pteromalidae. The transcript has 9 exons. Gene Ontology annotation, cellular component: plasma membrane. The record is from RefSeq and is marked inferred.
AUGGAGAUUUACGAUAGCAAGUACUUCAUCCACAACAAGCGCUUUCAAAUGGCGCUGGGAGUUUGGCCGUACCAGAAUCGAGUGAAAAACUUAUCCAUAUGUGGGGUUCUGCUGCUGGUGAUGUUCGGCAUGUUGAUACCACAAUUACUACGACUGAGGACUUACUUGGGGAAGGACAUCGACAAGUCGAUGGAGAACAUUUUUAUUUUGCUCUACACGUUUGGCAUCUACAUUAAGCUCUUCACUGCUCACAUUGCCGAAAAUAAGAUGAAAAUCUUGUACGAGAGCACUGCAAAGAACUUUGAGACCUACACCGACGAGGCAGAGAAGAAAAUCAUGAAGCAAUACUCGGAAAGGGGUCGGCUGAUCACCCUUGCCUUUCUGAUAUACAUGGUCUUGGCGCUGAUUUUGUUUGUAAUGCUACCGCUGUAUCCCAUCAUCAUGGACGCGACCAUCCCUCUGGAUCUCCCGAGGCCCCGAAUAUCCGUACUGAACGGCGAUUAUCUCGUCGACGAGAACGACUACUAUUUUCAAAUUUACGUGUUCGAUUCUAUUGCCUGUACUUUGACAGUCUUCAUAAUGUGUUCAACCGACCCGAUGUACGCGGCGAUAGUCGAGCACUGCCUAGGACUGUUCUCGAUUUGCAAAUACCGACUGAAAAACUUCAACAAGUCCUGCGGAAUGCGGAUGGUUGAGAGAGCCGACGCCGAGAGGUACGGAGGUGAUUACGCCUAUGCUGCCCUCGUCAGAGCGAUUCUUCUGCACAAGGAAAUUUUGAAAUACACUCAGAUUAUUCAAACGUCUUACUCGUUGUACUUCUUGCUCGAAAUGGGAGUUACCGUAGGUAUUUUGACGGCGACCUCCGUUAUAAUCGUGAUGAAACUCGAGCGGCCCCUGGACUGCCUGAGGUACUUUCUGGUCUUCAUCGGCCUUUUGGUACACAUAUUCUAUCUGACCUGGCCAGGGCAAAAGUUGAUCGAUUUCAGUGGUGACAUCUUUCAAGACACGUAUCUCAACGAUUGGUACAAGAGUUCACUAAAGUGUCAGAAUCUACUGAGAUUCAUGUCGUUGAGAUGCUCGAGACCCUGUGAGCUGUCGGGAUGUGGACUGUACGUUAUGAAUUUAAUCAACUUUGCGGCGAUUCUCAAGUCGUCGGCUUCAUACAUCACUGUCUUCUCGUCGGUUUGA